Molecule: messenger RNA, 3698 nt
Organism: Anarrhichthys ocellatus (wolf-eel)
Lineage: Eukaryota; Metazoa; Chordata; Actinopteri; Perciformes; Anarhichadidae
Product: RCC1 domain-containing protein RUG3, mitochondrial-like
Exons: 14
Coding region: 106-2211 (701 amino acids)
Cellular component (GO): cytoplasm
Molecular function (GO): guanyl-nucleotide exchange factor activity
Source: RefSeq, a predicted model, not a curated record
ACCUCACAAGACAACCAAAUGCGACGAAAGUGCGAAAACAAAGCGACCAACAACAGAAAUAUAAACAGAGAAAAGGAAGCGUGAUUUACGAAGACAUGCAGGGAAAUGAACAGUUCUUGUCAUUUAACAUUGGCACAGGACACACAGUGUGAGAUGGAAAUGAAUCUGCUUUGCUGGGGCAGUGGGGAGCUUGGCCAGACUGGACAUGGCAGGCCAGGGCACAUCGGUCCAGAGGAAGCCCAUCUGAGAGAGUUCACAGAGGCAAGGCUGGGCAGAGUGAAGCUACUGGCAUGUGGAUCCAGUCACUCCAUUGUGGUCACAGUGGACAACAAAGUCUUUGCAUGGGGAAAUGGCACCAGUGGACAGCUGGGUGACGGAGAGAGGGCAGUGAAGGACCAGCCAGUCGAGGUUAAGUUGCAGCAGGAACUGCACGUUAAAGGAAGCGACGCAGUUGUGGAUGUCGUCAACAUAGCCGGUGUUGCCUGUGGAAGCAGACACUCCUUCAUAUGGACGGAAACUGGGCAGGUCUACAGUUUUGGGAACAACUUUUACGCCCAGCUAGGUUAUGAUGUCCAGAGGCUUGACUUCAAAGACCACCAGCUGGCACCACGUUUGUUCCAGAAUCUUCCAUCAUCUCUGAAAAUAUCUCAAGUGUCCUGCGGAGAGCGACAUACCCUGUUUGGGCUGGAGGACGGCAGCGUGGCGGCAUGUGGGCAAAAUGAUUACGGACAACUUGGCAGUGGCUCUGAUGAAAAUGUGGUCGUCCCUCGCUUUGUCGAGUUUGUGGACCGUGUGUCGAAGGUCACUUGUGGGGCAAACCACAAUCUUGCACUGACAGGUGACGGCAGGUUGUUUCAGUGGGGCUGUGGACGGGCAUGUGGAAACAUAAAGAGGAACAUCCUUCUCCCAGAGGAAGUGACGCCACCAAGCUCGCCAUUGAGAGACAUUGCUGGAGGAUGUUGGCAUAGCCUGCUGCUAACUGAUGGUGGGAAUGUCUUCUCCUGGGGGAUGGGGCAAGAGGGACAGCUUGGACUUGGGGAUGACAGGAUUCAUAUCUCCAUUCCUUGUCUUCUUAACUAUUCUCAGCUAGCCGAGGUCACACAGAUACAAGCAGGAGACAGCUACAGUGCAGCCGUCACAGCAGGCGGAGAACUGCUUCUCUGGGGUCAGAUCCCCUGUGUGUCCCGGGUCAUUGAUCAUCCAGGCCUCAAAAAGCUCUGGAUACCACAGCCGGUUUCACUGGCAGGCAGAAAGGUGUGUGAUGUAGCCUGUGGUACCUGGCACAUGAUGGCCCUCGCCACAAGGAGCAGAGAGAAGAACAGAGAAUGUGUUCACUCAGAAACUGAAGCUCGCUUCAGAGACCUUGUCAGCGAUCCCUUACUGAUGGAGCACACAGAGAAAGAAAACAAAGUCCAAGACUCCAGGCACGUUCAGCACAAGCUGCUUCACAGACUGGAGAGACUAGAGGGCUCCAAGGAGCAGGAGAAAGAUGAAGAGAGUGAGAGUGCAGAGGAAGAAGAAAGACUUGAAGAAAAACCAAACCAAGUUGGGGGAGAUGAAGCGUUACACGAUUCAGCAUUUGCCAUCACCAGGUCUUCAACAGGGAUGGACGGCAGAGGAAAUGACCACACAUCAGUCAAAUCUGACCGACGGGAUGAGAGGGAGAGAUGGAGGACAGCAAGGCAGUUGGAGCUGAGGAAAGAACCAUGGGGAAGCAGAGACGUAGUAUUCACAACUUUGCAUCUUUUACCCAGGUCAGUGGGAGAGCAAUGCAGGUCCACUGCCACCGCCUUGCCCCGGCUAACGACAGGUCAACAAGCUCACAGCAGAGUUUUAGACGAAGCUCGGAAGGAGAGAUCUACACAUCUGAUGGAAUUGGUCCAAAAAUAUGGAAGUGACCGAAACAUUUUGCAGAGUCCCAGGCCCACACCAAAACCCAGACCUCCUGGAAGCUGUCCAAUGGAUCAAAGCGUAGCCUCUUGUCACAAUUCAAGAAUUAGACAACACAUUGAACUCAAGUCUCAGAUUUACAAUUCAACUCCCCAUCUGAGCCCUGGACAACAAGCUCAAAUGUCAGCCCCUUCCUUUCCCCCGGGACCACAAGUUGGAACGUCUCUUUCUCCAACUCCUUCCUCUUCUGAUCUAUUUAAGUACUAUCCUACACACAGAAGACUGCUUUCUUCUUUUGGCACUCCUCAGAAGAAUCCAUAAGAAUACACAGAUCCAGUUCUGUGCACCAGUGUAAUUCAUCUGAUGUUUAAAUGUUUGUACAUUAUAAUAAUAGACAGCUCAUUCAUAAUGUCAUCAGCGUCAAAAAGCAUUUUUAUGUAAAAGUCUCCAGAAAUGACUUGCUACAGAGAGAGAAUUGUGCACUCUAUUAUCAUUAUCUGCCUGAUAAUGAUUUUUUGGAGACCACACACAAAGCUAAAUACUUUUGGAUCCAAGGGAACUGACAAACAGCCUGAUUGAGCUCUCGAAAACAGACUUCACAUCAGCUUUACCCCACACUGUGAUUUGGCAAAUAUACUCCUCUUACAAACCGUCUCAGUCAACGACACUCAUCAACCUUGACCUCAUCGGAAAGCAUUAGGGUUUGGUCUUACAGUCAAAGCUAUGUGUCGGAGCUGCAAAUUCCUUGAAUCAGUACAUUUCAACAGAACUUGAGAGGGAUGAGGGGUUUUUCCCCCCGUACUACCGAGCCACAUUCAUUUUUAAUACUUAUGGUAUGUUGUAUAUUAAAGACAAAACACCCCCUCAGAUCUUGGCCUCCAGUUAGACAGUGAAGUGUUUUCAUGCUGCCUCUGCAGUAUGAGUCAUGUCCUACUACGUCUCUUUUGAGUGUGAGGAAAUUGAGUUGUUGCAGAGAUACCAUAUGAUGAGGUUUCUCAAAGUAAAGUAUGAUUAUUUCAGGUAACAGAACUUCCUUUGAGUCUGCUUUUCUGUGUCUUUGCUCUGUUGUUUUUGUACAUGUCUGAGAGAGAGGUCCUUCAUUAGCCUUGCACUGUAGCCUUGCAAACUGGUUCGUUGCAAUCCUGUGAACGGGAUAUCUCUGGCAAUUUUGGAAAAACGUCCACUUGGACUCAAAGAUAAAAUGAUGGUCACUCUGACCUCACAAAAAAACGUUUUUGGCCAUAUCUCAAGAAUUCUUAUGACAUUAUGACAAUGUACACAAAUGAAGAGGAUUUAGUGAAAACUAAAAUACGACUGGUUGGCUGAGGCAUACAAUGUGUAUGAAAUACCAUCCUAUGACUAAUUUAUGACAUAAUAUACUAUACAUUUUCUGUGACUUUUUUGUGACUUCUCAUACUUUUAGUUUUUAUUACAUUUUUAUGACAUAAUAUACCAUGUCUUUUAUAUGAAAUAUUUUGUGACAUAAUAUUCUUUGCCUUUCUUUGACAUACUAUGUACUAUAAAUUUGUGACUUUGUUGUCUUAACUAUACUAUGACGUUUUAUGACUUUUUUAUGACAUACUAUACUAUGACUUAUUUUUUGACAUUCUCUACUAUGACAUUUUAUGCUAUGCUACAUUAUUACUUUUCACUGUUUUAUGCCGUACUAUAUGUGAUUUCUUAUGACUUACGACACUAUGACUUUUCAUGACCCUUUAUUUCAUUCAUGAGUUUUUUUGACAGACUAUAUUAUGACUUUUUUUUUAAAUACUAUACUAUGACUUAAUAUGAUGUUUCUUUUUUUACAU